UAAGGCUUCAUUUGGUUGUUGUUUAUUUCCAGUGAUUGUAUGGAGUUCACUUUGUGUUUCUUUAUAUGAGCUACGGAUCUUAAUCUCAUGUUGUUGCAUUAUUCUAUCGUUACUUCAGUGUACGCCUGCGUAGGAUACCAAUCUAUCAUACACUGUAUGUGGGCCAUUUAUUCUUGGAUUAAAAAGAUUACAGUCGUCUACAAUGUCAUCUUGUGUUUGCGGCUUUGUUUGUAUAGUGUAAUAGAAGUGUAACGGAAUUAACUUCACGAGCCGUGCGAUACAAGAUUAAACCAACAUUUGUUAAGGUCGGAUGGAUAUUGUAAAAUUACUCAAAGAGACAUUUAUACAAAUAAACUAGUUCAAACCGGUCAAAACCAUUCCUGUUUGGAUGCAUCUGCACAUAAUGAGUUUCCCGGACUCGGACAUUCCAGAAAUUAUAGUUACCUGUGAUAAGGACAUAGUAGUAAACGAAGUGGACCACAAUCAACCAUGUCUGAACUGUGGAGACCACUGCCCGGGCUAUGUGGCACACGACUGGAGAAACAUCUGCAUCCACUGCAAGUGUUUACGGGAAGAGCACGACAUCUUCAACGAGAACUUUGUCAACAUCAGAGACCGCCUGGGCUGGAAGCGAGACGACGGCCCUGAGAAGUCAGUCUCCAAAGAGAAGACCCUGAGUGAGGGCUACACUUGGGUGCCGGCUAACCUCAGCAGCAAAAAGAUACGAGAAUACAUGGACCAGCUGCCCAACCACAAAGUGCCCAAAGUGGACAGUGAUGGGGAGAGGUACCGGGACAUCCAGGUGAUCAAACAGCUGCCUAAACAGGACCUGUCGGACUUGUACUGUCGCUUCUUGGACGGUGACGUGGAGAAGAAGGAGUUCAUGAUCUUUCGGGAGCUGAGGGACCAGGUGGCCAUGGGCAUUGGACUGGUCAAAGAGUGUCCUCAGGAUACGACCUGUUACAACUGCAAAGGAGAACUGGAUGAAGGGGAGCUGUCAGUGGUGGCGUCCAAGGUGGGGCCGGACGCCCUAUGGCACCCUGCUUGCUUCACCUGCCACAAGUGUGAGGAGCUCCUGGUGGACCUGGUCUACUGCCACCACGCCAAGCACCUGUACUGUGAGCGCCACUACGCGGAGCUGAUACGCCCACGAUGCCCUGGAUGUGACGAGUUGAUCUUCUCUGCCGAGUACACCAAGGCGAUGGAGGAGAAUUACCACAAGGAGCACCUGGCCUGCCACAACUGCGACAAGCAGCUGGUGGCUUGUAGGUACAUCGUCAAGGAAGAGCACCCGUACUGCAUCCCGUGCUACCAGCAGUUGUUUGCCCAUAACUGCGACGAGUGCGGCAAGCCCAUUGGACCGGACUUCAAGGACCUUUCUUACAAGGAUCGCCACUGGCACGAGUUCUGCUUCAAGUGCUGUGGGUGCCAGAAGUCUCUCGUGGACCAGCCGUUUGCCUCCAAGAACGACAAGAUCUACUGCUCUGACUGUCAUGACAACAACUUCGCUGCCCGGUGUGACGGCUGCGGGGAACCUUUCCGUGGAGGGAUGAAGAAAUUUGAGUACAAGGGCAAACAGUGGCAUGAUUGGUGCUUCGUCUGCUCAGAGUGCAACCAGCCAAUCGGAAACAAGAGCUUCAUCCCACGUGACGAAAGAGUCAUCUGUGUCCCAUGCUACGAAAGUAAAUAUGCACAGAGGUGCAGCAAGUGCGGCGAUGUGAUCAACAAGGGUGGUAUCAGCUACAAGAACACGCCCUGGCACAGGGAGUGCUUCACCUGCACCAACUGUAACAAGCAGCUGGCUGGGGAGAAGUUUACCUCCAAGGAAGAGCACCCUUACUGCGGUGACUGCUAUGGUGAAUUGUUUGCCAAGAGGUGCUGCAGGUGCACUAAGCCCAUAACCGGUAUUGGUGGCACCAAGUUCAUCUCCUUCGAGGAGCGACACUGGCACAGCGACUGCUUCAACUGCUACAAGUGUGAUGCUAGCAUGGUGGGAAGAGGUUUCCUCAUGAACGGCGAGGACAUUGUGUGCCCUGAAUGUGGUCGCAGUUAAGCCCCUACAUACAGUUAGGAUACAAAGUUAACGUUUUAAAGUAUAUUAUUUAUCAAUUCUUUAUAGGCUUAAUUUCAUUCAGUUUUUUUUAAAUUCAAUAAAUAGCUUUAUUCUUCCUAUAACGAGCCUUUAAAUUAUUUUUUUUAAGUGUCAAUUCAAGAUUACUUGUGUAUAAAUUUAGCAUUACUUAAAAGCCUUAACCCCCAUAAUAUAUAAUUAAUAGUAAUUUGUAGAUAGUCCAUGGCAAUGUAUAUAUUUAUUUGUAUUUUUUUUGUUAUCUUCAGCUUUAACAAAUAAAAAAAUAUAUAUAUAAUUUUGCAACAAAAAAACAAACAAUAACAUUUAUUUAUAGGUUCUAACAAUUUGAAUAAAUAAUCAAAAUUAUAACCUUUGUUCCCUAAAGCUAAUUAAUUAAAUGCUGAAGAAAUAAUGCCUUUCAAUACAUGGAAAAAGAAAACCAAUACACUCAAAAUAAAGACCAUUUAUAUAUCAGUUUUGUAAUCAUAUCAAUGUUAAUUAUUUUAAUUUCCAAACCAAACUUUCUUUAUUGAAGUUAUAUAUUUAUAUAUAUAUUUUUUAGAUAUAUUCCGAAUAAUUUAGAUGUUUUUCUUUAUUUAAGAAAGCAAACAUUUCUUGUGCUGUAUUCCUUUUAUAUGAAAACAUGUUGAUGAAUGCCUAUAGAAAUGGAUGGGUUUACCACAAUGUACUGAAGCUUAAUUGAAAUUACACAGCACUUGUGUGUGAUCUUGUCUUUGUUAUUUGUUGCUGGUGCAGUUCAUUUAUUAUGCAAACUUUAUGAUUGGCCAGAUUUCUGACCUUUCAUCAACUAAAAUCUGAUGCAACUAAACACACAAUUUAAAAAAAAAAUGAUUACUAGGCAUUCAUUUUCCAUUUACACUUCUGUAUGAUGAUUUUACAAUUUUUAUUAUACAUAGGUAGUUGAAUUUAUUUUUAGUAAAUCCUACACUAUUUGAGAGUAUAUUUAAACUAUUUAGUUGUUUUUUUACAGUGUACAUUUUUUAUAAUGUAAAAUAUAAUUACUGUACUUGUUUUUACAUAGAAUUAAAUAAAAAUAAUCAAAAUGUACAUUCUUAUACAAAGAUUUGUUCCAUUGUCUGUGUAAAUUUUUUGAAUUUUUUAAGCACAAUAGCAAAUCUGAUCAGUAUAUGCAGAGAAUGUUGAAAUGCAUUAACUUUAUUAAAAUACCAAUGUCAUAAAAUUGUUGACAUCCUGGUCUGCACAAGUAAAAUGUAUUAUCUUCAUGUAAGAUAAUAUUAGAAAGUGUUUUUGGUUUUAAAUCAUGAGCUUAAUCAAUUAAAAAAAAGUUUUUAAAAAUCCCACAAAGAAAUUAGACACAUCACUAAGAUAUAUUUUUGUAUUUGGACAAAUAUUGCAGUGGUUUUAGUGUUAAAAAUUUUUUUUAAAAUGAUGGAUGCUUUUUUCCAGAAAUCAGUAUUACUUUUUAUAAUGAGACUGGUUUUUGGGGUAAGGAAGUGUGUUUAAUAUUUCUUGUCAUUCUACACGUCUGGUCAAUGCUAUGUAAUAAAUAGAAAUAUUAUUAUAAUGGAUUCCUUCUAACCUAAAGGAUUUGAGCCUGUAAAUCUUCAUUCUCAGUUGAAAGAAUUAAAGGGGAAUAAAAACAUAGAGCCAAAAAAGAAAAUGCAGUUGUCAAGACAUUUACUGAUUUAAGUGACUUGUUGGCAUACUGCCUUAUUCAAGGGAUUUAGAACUGCAGUGCUGUAAAACUUCUAUUUCCUUGUGAUGUAACUAAUGGCAAGUAGCUGGUGCUUUUGUUUUUUCUACACACUAUACUCUUCUUUGUGAUUGGUUUUGAUUUCUUCUUUUUGCUCCACUAAUACAAUAUGUAAAGUUUACUGUAAAUACCUUUUUUUUUUGUACAUUUUUGUUUUAAUUUGUGUUGUAAAAAGCAAAUAACAAGGAUUUCUUUGUUUUAAUUAACAGAGCAGAAAAAAAUUGCUAACAAAUGCAUGCAGGCAUUUUUGUUUUUUUUUAUUUUAAAAACCCUGAAGGUUUUCCUGUUUAGGAUCAAAUUUCCUUUCUUUUACUGUAAUCAAAUUGGGGGGAAUAAGCAUUGGCCUCUGGAAAAAAAAAGUAUCAUUUGAUUUCCAUUAUGCAAAAAACUUUCCUACAAUAUCUACAUUAAAUUUAUCUUCCAACUUAGAUAUGUUAGCAUUUAUUUUUUAAAAUUAUUAUUGAAAACAAUCUUAAAAUGUUUUGAUUUGUGAAAUAUUGGGAGUAAUUAGAAUAUUUAUUUGGUGUGUCUUCCAACAUUAGUUUGCUAUUAUAUAGAAUAUAACUUAGUCACCCCCCCCCCCCCCCAAUGUACGGUUUGUUAUUCAGAGAUAAGAUAGUACUUUAAUUAUGUCACCAAAGAUGUGCAGUAUUCAUUUCAUCUUUGUGUGCAUGUAGAGAGAGCAUCUUUAUUUAGUUCAUAGAGUUCUGUAUUUUUUUUUAUACUACACUAGUUCAUUUUGUACUGGUUCAGAGAGGUCUGAAUUGUGUUAGUUCAUUUAUUAUGCUUGAAGUAUGUUCCAGUGUAUAUUAUUACUAUAGCAUUUUGUUUUUGGUUUGUUUUUCAACUCUUUGAACUCAGUGUCAGUCAGCUUGAUCAGUUUGUAGAGAUAGGUUUGAGAUCAAAUAAACUUGAUGAUAAAACUA
Molecule: messenger RNA, 4732 nt
Organism: Biomphalaria glabrata
Lineage: Eukaryota; Metazoa; Mollusca; Gastropoda; Planorbidae
Product: four and a half LIM domains protein 2-like
Exons: 11
Coding region: 389-2053 (554 amino acids)
Molecular function (GO): zinc ion binding
Source: RefSeq, a predicted model, not a curated record